Perkinsus marinus ATCC 50983 is the source of this 627-nucleotide messenger RNA. RefSeq lists its product as hypothetical. The record is from RefSeq and is a predicted model, not a curated record. Lineage: Eukaryota; Perkinsozoa; Perkinsida; Perkinsidae. The coding region runs from base 1 to 627 and encodes 208 amino acids. The transcript is spliced from 6 exons.
AUGGCCAAGGACAGGGCCUUUGUGAGUUUGAAGGGUGACGGUUGGGAACAAGAGAAAAUACCAUUGGAUCGAAAGGGUAAGUACCUGUACUAUGUUGAUGAUGGUACUGUCACUGAUGUGGUGGGCUUCGAGCCGUAUGCUAUCAUAGAGCCUGCUGGGGGUGGAGGAAGGCAGAGGUCCUUGUCUGGCACAACACGCUCAGUGAUGCGGCCACAGUCGAGUAAGGUGCCCAUUGCUGGUGGGGUACGCAGCGGUGGUACUGCUAUUAUAUGUGAAGUCACUGCAACUGAGGAUGGGAGGAAGAUGCUUGUGGUUAUGUCGGCGGUACUUAUUCAUAAUAAGUACGGCACUGCUGUAGAAGCGAAAGUCACUAAAGUAGGAGAGGAGACUCAGAGCACAACGACUAUCCCUAUUGAUGGCGUUGCUGCAGUACCUCUGGCCAUGUGUGCUCAAAGAAUGCUCACGGAACAGCCCGGGGAAUGGCCCCAGCUUCGACAAGAUCGUCAGACACCGCCGAUGCUCAGCUUCCGCCCCUUAGAGGAAUCCUCAACUGACGAUGAUGAUGAUGUUACCGUGCAAGCUCCUUUCAGUAGCGAGGUCUCUCUGAUGGACCUAUUUAAUAGGUAG